AUGGCUCUGUGCUGCUUCUUGGUCUUGCAACGGAUGUAUCAUGAACCUCUACUUACGAGUUUUGUUGCCAUACAAGACACACUGAGAACACCAAACGAUGUCUCAGUAACUGCCUCUGUCCUUUCAUCUCAGAUAUUGACAAUCUCACACUCUUCCACAUCUCCGCAACCUAACCAUCCAGAUGGCCGAGAUGUCCUCUCUAUACCCACAGAAUCCCGACAAUCAAGACAACCAGCAACAGGUCUUGAGAGUCAAAUAUACCUGUCGUACCACGACUGCAGCACGAAGCCGUGGAAUGACGACUUGAUUGAGGGUGGAACCACUCUCGUGCACCAUGUCAUGAAUCCUUCCAACGACUCGUCUCGAUUGAAUUGCCCCGCAAUAAAGUUGGACAGAUAUGCACUUCUUACACGGUCCAAACCAGCCAACUUCAAAAUCACAUAUUUCUUUGCACUAGACCUCUUCCAGUCCAUUCAAAUCCUAGAGCAGCUGCUCAGUUCCAUCGUUGAAGCCAUACUGUUUCUUGGGCGGGAGAUCUGUGUCCUGUCAAUUGUCGAGGGGAGGUCAACUGACGGGACUUAUGAAGCUCUCAAGAUCCUGCAAACAGAGAUGCGAAAACACAGGAUCCAAUACCAUUUACAGUGUGUCGAUAUCGACCCAACAAGCCCGGGUGGGGAUCGAAUUCUAUCCUUGGCUCUGCUUCGAAAUUAUGCAUUGCAACCCUUGGUUGCGAACCCGAAAGAUUAUGAUCCUGAAACAAGAAUCAUUUUCAUAAAUGAUGUGGCUUUGUGCGCAGAAGAUAUCUUGGAACUGCUAUACCAGGGCAUGGCACUCGAUGCAGAUAUGACUUGUGCCAUGGAUUGGAUCGGAGAUGCAUUCUAUGAUGUUUGGAUUGGCCGGACAAUGGUAGGAGAUCUGUUCUUCGAAAUUCCACAAAGUCAAUCUUGGGAUUUUGCUCAAAACCUAUUUUGGAACCAUGAACCAUCCCGGACAAGGUAUUUGGCAGGCCACCCAUUUCAAGUAUUCUCCUGUUGGAAUGGUGCUGUAAGUAUGGUUGGGAAGCCGUUCCUCGAGGGCAAAGUCAAUUUCAGGUCAAGCCUAGAAGGGGAAUGCCGUCUCGGAGAACCGGUACACCUUUCCAAAGAUCUCUGGCACCUCGGAUUUGGAAGAAUAGCUGUUGUGCCUAGUGUCAAUGUCGCAUAUGAUCUGGAUAGUACUGCUCGGGUAAAAGAGCAGCACGGAACAGUUUCAAGCUGGGUUGAGAAGAAAGAAGCUCAGAUCGACAAGAUUGCUUGGGUCAAAAAACCACCGCCACAGAUUAAAUGCUUUGUCGACUGGAGUCAUCCCUCAUGGGAGCCGUGGGACCAAGGUUUAGAGCACUCUGAACCGUCAGAUAUGGGAGGUGAUCUGGUAGAUUCUGUCUGA
Exophiala aquamarina CBS 119918 is the source of this 1425-nucleotide messenger RNA. RefSeq lists its product as uncharacterized. Lineage: Eukaryota; Fungi; Ascomycota; Eurotiomycetes; Chaetothyriales; Herpotrichiellaceae. The transcript has a single exon. The coding region runs from base 1 to 1425 and encodes 474 amino acids. The record is from RefSeq and is a predicted model, not a curated record.